AUGACAAAGGAAACAAAGUCCCUUCCGGAAAAGAGCAGUGAGGAACAUUGCAUCCAUAAAAUCACAGUUGAACCUGUGAUAUUUUGUUACGCGUUUGGGAUAAUUCUUCACGUCCCAGUCAUUCAACAGUAUAUCCACCGACGAAUCGCCGAGGAGAAAGGCAUUAUCUAUAACACUACAGCUAGUCUAAGUAAUUGCGAUUCUAUGCGAGCCACUCGAAAUGGAGAAACUUUAAAAAUGCAAAAAGAAGUUCAGUCCGAAGCUUCCUUUAUGCAACUCGGCAUGGUGUUCUCUGCCAGUGCCCCGUCACUUUUGGUCGCGCUGUUUUUAGGGGCAUGGUCCGACCGCGCGGGGCGAAGAAGAGUGAUGGCUUUGCCCAUAUUUGGAAGUGCAAUAGAGUCAGCCAUAAUAUUAUGGGUUAUCGCGUUCAAUCUUCCCAUCCAGACGUUACUUUUAGCAGGAUUUAUAAAUGGGUUGUGUGGUUUCUUCCCAACAAUGGUUUUGUCGGUGUUUUCGUAUAUGGCAGAUAUUACAGAAGAGUCCCAACGUGCUUUUCGACUCGGAAUCCUAGAGGCAACUGCCUUUAUAAGCGGUAUGCUCAGUCAUUUAAGCAGCGGUUGGCUGAUAAACAAAACAGGUUACAAAGCACCGUACAUGAUGAUUUUAUCGCUUCACACUUUCGCGCUGUUUUACGUAGUUUUAAAACUUCCUGAGUCAAGAGCGAAACAUUUAAUGGAGAAUUCCAACGUAAAAGUGUUCAGUUUACAUCACAUCCGGGUCAUCAUAUGCAUCUUUACAAACCCUCGAUCUGGCGAAAGAUGGCGCAUGUGCAUACUUAUGUUUACCUCUGGCCUUAUGAUUGUGUCCUCGAUUGGUUUUGGCAGUGUCAUUGUACUUUACGCCAUCGAUCGUCCAUUGUGUUGUAAUUCUAUCCUGAUUGGCUAUUACCUAGCAACGAGCUUCUUUGUGCAAGCUGUUGGAGCCAUUCUUGGACUGAAAUUUUUAAAAAUGAUCUUAUCAGAGCAUACUCUUAUGCAAGUAGGAAUGAUAUCUGUGAUAUGUUCACUGGUUAUGAUGGCAUUUGUUAAAAGCAAGAGAGCGUUGUUUGUUGGUAAGUUUGGCCCAACUUGCAUAGCUGACACUAUCUGUAAAUUCUGGGUGGGAGGAAAAGCAUUUGAGUUUUGGUCCUAUAGUGAAUUAGUGCAGUGGACUUCAUAACGCUAUCGAAGAGAUAGGUCACUGUCCAAUGGAUAAUUGUUAACAACACGUACUGUGCUAUUCACCUGAUAAGGAUUAAUCCAGUACAUAGCGUUGUCCUCCCUUCCAACAACCGGGAUUAGAUUGGAGGGAUUGGGUUCGAGCCUUACCCUGAACUAACCAGGAAAGACGAUUUAUCAUGCUCAUACCCAUUGCCUUCUUUUUCCCCCCCCCCCCCCCCCUUGCCAGGAAAUUUAAAGUGAAUUAUAGUUUAUAGUCAAUAGUAAAGGAAAUGCUAGAGAAGGAGGAAUUUUUUUUCAUGACUACAAUCUUAACAAAGAAGGGACCGGCAAACUUUUUGGUCGUUUAACUCUCCUGAAAACUAGAUAAGCUCUUAGGGACUCUCUGGCGGUCAUUCUCCUACGCAGACUGCAGUAGUGAGAGCACUCGCCUCUCACCACUGUUGCACGUUAGGUAAAGAGCUAAAACUAUAACAUGUGAGCAUGAUAUGGUCAUAGAGAAGUAUAGCAGCACGAUAAUUGUGCCUUUAUAAUACGCUAAGGAGCACUAAACUUCUUGAAUGGGCGUUAGUUCCUUUUGUAGCCUGUCUUGGUGGGAUUCCAACUCCAGUUAUCAGAGCCAUGAUGUCCAAAAUGGUUGAUCCAGAUGAACAAGGUAAACAAAAUGCAUAGCUUAAGAAUUUAUCUACGACUUAUACAAAUAUUCUUUCAUCUGCCGAACUGGCAUUUCGGGAAAAAAAAGACAAAUCCUUCUGCAUACGGCGAACAUGGGACUAAUCUUAAAAUAGUGAUUAACGAUGAAUUAUUUUGGAAAGGGGCUUUGAUUUUGAGGAGAAUUCACCCGCUUACCUUGUUGCUCUCUUGUCUGAGACUAUAAAGAUUAUUUAGAGGAAAAAAUUUGGAACUUUAAGAUUUACCAGAAAUCAAGGAAAAGAGUACGUUGUUACUUGCCGAAUCCCAACUUCCACGUUAUUUUGAAAAAUUCCUCUUGUUUUGCUUUCAGGUGCAUUGUUUGCUGCUGUUGCGACUCUGGAGACAAUUUGCACUCUGUUUGGCGCCGCCCUAUUUAACUCCAUUUAUCCUUUAUUUUUACACAUUGGAUUAAAUGGGUUUUGUUUCCUUGUCAUGGCAUUUCUGAUGAUAGCUGCCCUUAUUUUGACCGAGUAA
This is a messenger RNA of Pocillopora meandrina, 2384 nucleotides long. The record is from the annotation of a GenBank genome assembly. Lineage: Eukaryota; Metazoa; Cnidaria; Anthozoa; Scleractinia; Pocilloporidae.